Bolinopsis microptera is the source of this 2759-nucleotide messenger RNA. Its product is annotated as squamous cell carcinoma antigen recognized by T-cells 3-like. NCBI's taxonomy places the organism in Eukaryota, Metazoa, Ctenophora, Tentaculata, Lobata, Bolinopsidae. The record is from RefSeq and is a predicted model, not a curated record. Gene Ontology annotation, biological process: RNA processing. Gene Ontology annotation, molecular function: RNA binding; protein binding.
AUGUCACGAAGUGAAGAUGACAGUUGCUCCUCAAGUGAAGAUGAAGAGGUAUCUGUAGACGAAACCAAAGUACAAGAAUUGGAAAACAAGAUUGUAGCAAACCCGUACGACUAUGGAACACAUGUUGAACUACUGAACCUUCUCAAUAAGGGUGGCGAUGUGGACCGAUGUAGAGAGGUCCGAGAGCGGAUGAGUGGUAUUUUCCCCCUCACUCCGGAGAUGUGGCUAGCCUGGAUCAAGCAGGAACGCCUCUUUCUCCCUCUGGAUCCGACCCGAGUCAGGGACACCCUCAGGAACCUCUACUCCAGGGCUGUCAACGACUACUCAUCGGUGAGGUUGUGGUGUCAGUACUGUUCUGAUGCAACUAGUGUCCUGGACUAUGAAGAGACCAGGAUUAGAGAGAUAUUUGAGCAAGCUCUAUCUGCCAUUGGGCUUCACGUGACAAAGGGUAGCGAGCUGUGGGAUCAGUACAGGCAGUAUGAGGACACACUCCUACAAACUAUAAAAGAGAAGCUUGCGGAGGACAACUGUACUGAGAAGGAGUUCCUACAGGACCUAUAUAACAAACAGAGAAGCAGGGUGGACAACUUAUUUCAAAGACAACUUGCUGUUCCUCUCAACGGUUUGGAGUAUGCAAUGUCAGAGUAUAAGACUUGGUUAGGAGGGGCUCAUGCUGACAUUCCUAUUGCCCUUCAAAACAGAUACGAAACAGCCCUCAAGAAACUUCAAGCUGUCACCUCUUACGAACAAGCGCUGGAUAACACUGCGCCUCCACACGAGGAGGAGUAUUUCUACUAUAUCGAGCAUGAGAGAAAACACGGUGACCCUGCUAGAGUCAUCUGUUUAAUGGAGAGAGCUAUUACAGACAAUCCUCUCAACUCCAACAGAUGGGUCGACUACCUCAGAUACUUGGACCAAAUCCUAAAAGUGAAAAGUGUGGUGUUAUUAGCGUACAGUAGAGCAGUAAGGAAUGUUCCCUGGAUAGUAGAAGUGUGGACUCAAUACAUGCUAGCUCAGCAACGCUACCAGCUUCACUUCUCCCACAUUGACGAGACGUUGGAAGAAGCACUGAAGAACGGUUUCCAGGACUCAGCCAGCCACUUAUCCCUCUGGAGGUGUUAUCUGUCGUGUCACUGGAGACAGGAACGGUUCCAGCCUCUCAAUACAAACGGAUCCGAGAAGCAUCUAGAUAACAACCCUCUGAACGCAGCUUUUCAGCGGGGUAUUAAUUUCAUCAACCAGACCUUUGGAGAAGAAGGAGACCCUCAAGGAUUGAGAGAUGACGUACAAAGCUUUCGAGUUUUGAUGUCGGGACUUUUUGAAUCCAAGAUUUACAAAGAACAAACCAGUUUGUGGCUGAAGUAUAUCGCACUGGAGCUACGGUUUGGUGAUAUCACAGAGGCUAGGAGGAUAUACCAGAAAGCAGUUCAAUGUAACACAGACAAUCCUCAGAUGAUUAUUCAGAGAUUCCUGAACUUUGAGAGUGUUCAUGGUACGCUAGAAACGUUCGAUAACACAGCAGUGAAGUGUCGGAGACAGCAGAAGAAAAUUGACGAAAAAUCAGCGAAGGAAGCCGAAAAGUUGGCUCUUCAAAACAAGAGAUCAUCGGAAAACAAAGGAAAGAGCAGGCCGAACGCUAAAGAAGGUUUUGGUAAAAGUAAAAACGAUCAAAAGAACAAACACGACAAUAAACCAGCCUCGUCAAAGAAAAGAAAAAUCUCAUCAGAACCCGAGAAUCAGAAGGACACUAAAGUUAUGAAACAAAACACCAAAAGUCAGAGAAAAUCUUUCCCUAAAAAGCCCGCCACAGACUCAACAGAAAUUGACAAGAGCAAAUACCCUCUGACUAUAUUCGUCAGUAACUUGUCGUACGAUGCGACAGAGGAUGAUCUGAACAACACGUUUAAGCACGUGGGCAGUAUCGUGGACAUCAGACUGGUGAAGAGCGUCAACAACAAGUCUAGAGGGUUCGGAUACGUUGAGUUCCACAGAAGAGAAGAGGUGAUGGCUGCUCUGGAGAUGGACCGAGUGCCUGUGCUGAACAGACCUUGUUACGUUAACGAGUGCAAAGAAAAGACUGCUGACGAUAAAACGGAGUUCAAGUAUAAGAUGGGUAUGGAAAGUCACAAACUGUUUAUCAAUAACCUUCCCUACGAAACAACUGAAUCUCAGUUGAGAGACAUGUUCGGUAAAAUCUCCGAUAUCAAAAGUCUUAGAAUGGUAACUACCAAGAGUGGAAAGUUCAAGGGAUUUGCUUACGUUGAGUACUCGGACAGCGAAUCCGCUAAGAAAGCAAUUCUUGAACUAAACGAUAAUAUGAUAGGAGAUAGGAAAAUGAGCGUUGCUAUUUCAAACCCUCCGGGAAAAUCAGCUGCACCAAAACACUCUGAUUCCUCUUUGAUUUCUGAGAAAGCUGAAGACGGCACUAAGAGGAAAAUGAAGAUGAACUUCAUGAUUCCGCGAGCUAUCAGCAAACCUAAGACUAAACAAUCAGACGAAGUAAAGACCGAAAAUAAAGCGGCUGCUUCUAAUUCCCUGACUGAUAGUAAUAGCACACUCGGUAACCUCUCAGAAAGCAGGUCUAAAGCUAUAAGUCGUGAUGAAGCACCUAAACAAAUGUUAUCGAACUCUCAGUUCAGUAAACUCUUUUACAAGUAAUUUAUAAUAAUAUUAAUAUUACCUGGCUAAUGAUUACUGCAUUGGAAAAUUAGUAAUGUUCCCAAUAAAGGCGAUAUUUCCGAUUUAAGUCUGAAGACUUA